Arabidopsis arenosa is the source of this 890-nucleotide messenger RNA. Lineage: Eukaryota; Viridiplantae; Streptophyta; Magnoliopsida; Brassicales; Brassicaceae. The record is from the annotation of a GenBank genome assembly.
GCGAAAAAUGUUUCUUGCAACCCACGGUAAUCCACUGUAUGAACGAGAAGGUUUCUCUUUGCCAAGGAUGUCAAUGGACCGCAAGUAACUGCACUGGCUUAGGACACAGACUUCAGAAUCUGAAUCCUUACUCUGGUUGUCCUUCUCCAUCAGAUUUCGCCAAGAUCUGGUCUUCGAUUUUAGAACCUUCUGUCUCAAAUUGGGUCUCUCCAUUUCCUGAUACCCUGCUCCAAGAAUUAGACGAUUGGAAUGGUUCAUCAACUUCCGUGGUUACACAAACUCAGAAUCUUAAAGACUAUUCUUCUUUCUUUUCCAUGGAAACUAAUUUUCCUAAAGUGAUAGAGGAGGAAUGUUCUGGUUUGGAUCUAUGCGAAGGGAUAAAUUUGGAUGAUGCGCCUUUGAAUUUCAACGCAAGCAAUGAUAUUAUCGGAUGUCCAUCACUUGACCAUACCAAAGGUUAUCAGUACGAGGAUUCUUUUAAGGAAGAGAAUGACAUCGGCCUUCCUUCAUUACUGCUUCCUGCGUUAUCGGGGAAUGUUGUUCCAAGCAUGUCAAUUUCGAUGUCAAACAUCACAGGAGAAAGCAGUCCGACUGAUUACCAAGAUUGCGGAAUUUCGCCAGGGUUUCUCAUAGGAGAUUCGCCAUGGGAAUCGAAUGUUGAAGUCAGUUUUAAUCCAAAAUCAAGGGAUGAGGCUAAAAAGAGAUACAAACAAAAGAAAUCAAAGCGAAUGUUUGGGAAGCAAAUACGAUAUGCAUCACGCAAAGCCAGAGCCGAUACGAGAAAACGAGUGAAAGGAAGAUUUGUGAAAUCUGGAGAAACUUUUGAGUAUGACCCAUCACUGGUUAUGUGAACUAGUGAUUCUUCACUGCCAUAAAGUCUCAGUUAAAGA